Penicillium odoratum is the source of this 1941-nucleotide messenger RNA. RefSeq lists its product as uncharacterized. Gene Ontology annotation, molecular function: nucleic acid binding. The record is from RefSeq and is a predicted model, not a curated record. NCBI's taxonomy places the organism in Eukaryota, Fungi, Ascomycota, Eurotiomycetes, Eurotiales, Aspergillaceae. Bases 1 to 1941 code for a protein of 646 amino acids. The transcript has 2 exons.
AUGGCUCGCCAUGGCAAGUCAAAGGCUCGCAUGAAACGGGCUCCUGCAAUGGCCAGUAAGUUAGAUAUCCCUGCGCCCCUGCGCCCCUACGAACCCCUCGAGACUCACGAUGUAAAAGAACCAUCGCCACCUCGGUUUACGAUGCAGCAAGAGGCCCGGAACACCGAGACACACACCAGGAACUGGUCACAUAAUAACCUCCGUUAUAAAGCGGUUCAAUUUGUGAGCGCAGGACAAUUACAGCGAACCGAACAGGACAUCGAGGAAGAAACAGACAGCCAGUCAGAGAUACACUCAGAGGUGGAAGAGCCGAAACCACAACAACAGCCAGAAUCGAAGGAAGAUGAAAGCGACAAUUUAUUUUUUAUCGACGCUACAGCGGAAGAGGUUGUGCAUACGGGCCUUCCAGACCCAAUACUACACUCCGAUUUCCCCGACACAGAAGGCAGUGAAGAUGAAGUUGUGUUCACGGGACGUCGAAAGCCCAUAGUGAUUGAAACGGACGAGGCGGAGCUUCGAGCGUAUCUGCAAACUUCCCAGGAUACGGGGCCGCAGGCAUUGUUCAGCCCGGGAGACGCGCAAUUCUUUCAACAGACAAUUGUCUCCGAAACCAAUAUCACACCACGGACACAGCAGGGACAAAACGAAUUACCCCAGGUAGCUGGUACCGUCAAAUUCAACCAUGAAGGCAUCCAAACGCACGGGGAAGCUGAAGGCGGGACCGGAGUGAGCAGAGCCAUCUCGGAAUUAGAUUUGGCCGCCCAAGGUUCUCAACAUGCCCAUGCUCCAAUGUCAGAUAGACAGACAGAGCAGCCUGCUUCCAGGGGUCAGCUGGUUGAUGACGCUGAAGUCCUAGGGUCAAUUCAUGGUAUGACUCCUUCCACCCAUCAAUCGGAACAUUCUGAAGCAACCAAUGUUGACACGCAGACCACAGUGCUUUCGAAGAUGUACCUUGACGCUGAACCGGACUCGUCAUCCAACUCAGAAGAUGACGACGUAGACCUAGAUUCAUCCAACGAAUCCGAUGAAGAUCUGGAUGAUAUGGAUGACGAGGGCUUGCUAGAAGAACUGGCCACCAGUUACUCCGCUGGGAAGAAGGGUGGUCGCGGAAAAUAUACUUUCCUAUCAGCCACAGCAUUCGCAGAUGCGCUGGAUGCAGACCCUUACUAUGGUCUCGACAUCAUGGAUUUUGAUCGGCCAAGCCUACAGAAAAGACCGAAGGGCAAGAAAGCACCCUUGUUCGAAGAGCUUAUGUUGUCCGACAGUGAUCUAGACAACAGCGAUCUAGAGAUCCUCCAGGAGGCCUGGGAAACGGACCGCAAGAAAAAGAAGGCUAAAAAGCAGGAGCGAGAGGAGCUUCGUGCAAAGGGCUUGUUAGGCAGGAAAUCCGCAGAUCCCGACCUAAAGGUUAAGUAUGCUAAGGGGAUGAACCUAGAGGACUUGAUCUCUGAGAUUCGGACGUUCCUCCUAUCCCCAAUGAAUAGUCUUGCACUUCCACCCAUGACGAAACACCGCCGAAAGACCAUUCAUGAACUGGCAAACAAAGUGAAUUUGAAAUCGCAAUCCCGUGGCAAUGGGAUAACUCGCUUUCCCAUUCUUCUCAAAACAUCCCGCACCCCCAAAUAUACUCGCAAGACCAUUCCUCAGUUCGACAAUCUUCUGUCAGGAAGAAAGUUGAACCGUCGACUUUAUCAGUCAUGGGGUCCGGACGCGUCCAGGCCAACCAAAGCCAAGAGGGGCGGUGCUGGUGGUACUGUGUCUUAUAUGGAUGGCGAUGUGGUUGGAGCGUCUGCGCCAGAGAUUGGUGUGGGAAAUCGAGGACGUGCAAUGCUGGAGAAGAUGGGGUGGAGCAGCGGUACUGCCCUUGGAGCCUCCAAUAACAAGGGAAUCCUACUGCCUGUUGCUCAGGUGGUCAAGAACUCACGGGCAGGUUUAGGCUAA